AUGAUUGUCGACAGAGCAAGGACGGCUUGUGGAGAGCCUUUCUUUCCGCUUCUGAACGAGCGAAUCGCGCUCCAAUGGUUUCUGGUUAGGAAUGGGGUGGGAGAGGGCGAAAGAGAAGACGAAACAGAGAAGAGUAAGAGGGAUGCAUUGGUGCGGUUCGGUCUCGAAGGUCUGCUUCUUGUCUUUCUUUCCUUUAUUUCAUCGGGACUGGCCUCGCCAAGUCGCUUCCGGCUAUUCCCCUGCGAAUUCCUGUCUCACAAGUUUCCUGGGCGCGUGAUCCACGUUAAGUAG
This is a messenger RNA of Bursaphelenchus okinawaensis, 291 nucleotides long. Lineage: Eukaryota; Metazoa; Nematoda; Chromadorea; Rhabditida; Aphelenchoididae. The record is from the annotation of a GenBank genome assembly.